CUCAUGCUAUAGUGUUAUUAGGUCAACUUUUCUUCGAUUUUUCUUAUUCGUAACUCGGUAGUGUAAAUCGACAUGCAAAAGUUAUACCUCGAAUAUCUCGAGGAAUUUAUAUGUUAGCUAAAGUCAAAAGAGAAAGAUUAAUCGAUCAAGUUUUAUCGACAUACAACUAACUCCGGCAAUGACGGAAAACAACUGACAGGUAGAUAACAAUGAUGACUGUGUAUUCCGGUUUAUAUGUAUUUCUCAUCGAAGAAUUCUUGUUUGUGAUAUCGCCGAUGAAAAAAAGAAAAGAAGAAAUGAGAGAGAGAGAGAGAGAGAGAGAGAGAGAGAGAGAGAGAGAGGGAGAGAGAAAGAAAGAGAGAGAGAGAAAGUUCGCAGAAGGUGUUUGCGAUGGUUGCUGGCGUGGGUGCACGCGACAUCACGUGACCACUGUCAGGUUCAAUGACGACGACCGCGUAGAAUGGCCACGGCCGAGUGGCGCCGUUCUAAUGACGUUCCCCUGCUCUUUUCUUUUUUUUUUCCUUUUUCUUUUAAUUUUUUAUUCUCGACAGAUACUGGGACCCUCUACAUAAUGGCUUUCCCCACUGGCACCUGCCCUCUAUGCUGUCCGAUCGAUCUCGAUCGAGAUGUCGAGUAUCUUCUCUUCACAAGACGAAAUCCACACGUGGCCAAUGUGUUGAACAUAUUGAAUCCACUGUCCUUAAAGAGGAGUAAUUUCGAUAAGAGUAAUCCUACAGUCAUUUACAUUCAUGGAUACAGCGAGAGUGCACCAGGCGAAAGUUCGAAUGCCGUAAAAGAUGUCUAUUUGAAGCGUGCUGAUUACAACGUCAUUUUGGUCAACUGGGUAAGACUGGCGACGUUACCAUGGUAUCACACGGCUGUCGAAAACACAAGACUAAUUGGUCCCCAUGUAGCACGUAUGAUCAGCUGGUUGGACGCCCAGAGAGCGGUUCCAUUAUCAAAAAUUCAUGUUAUUGGAUUCAGUUUGGGUGCCGAGGUAGCCGGAUUCAUGGGCAAGGCUUUAGCUCCACGUUUGGUCGGAAGAAUAACCGGACUGGACGCUGCUUAUCCGUUGUAUAUGAAUACCGGAAGAGAAGGUCACUUGACAUCUACCGACGCGGCUUUCGUCGACGUUAUUCAUACUGACGGCGGAAUCUUUGGAUUUCCAAAUCCUUUAGGUCAUGCUGACUUUUAUCCUAACGGUGGUAAACCACCUCAGCCUGGAUGUAGCCUUGGGAAUAUCCUUCGUCGCGGUUUUAUGUUACUUAUCAGAGAAAAAAUCACCUGUGGCCAUUACCGAGCAUGGAUGUUAUAUGUCGAAUCCGUUAGAAAUCCCAUCGGAUUUCCAGCCAGUCGUUGCCCAAGAUGGAGACCGGAAAUCCAAGCAAACUGCAGAUGGACUCCGGAUGCUCUCAUGGGAUUCGCUGUAGAUCCGAAAACCAGAGGGAAGUAUUACUUGAAGACGAACGAACGCUCUCCAUUCGCACGAAAUGCAACGGGUUACAAUUUUUAAAUGGACGUUUCAUUUUCAACGAACGUACCUUAAAUUAUUAUAGUUUUAUCAUCGUCAUUUUGAUCUCAACGUAUUUCAUUUAAGAGUACAAACUUAAUGUUAAGUUACUUUUACAUAUCUUACGUUUAGAUUAAUACUCGACGAAACAUGAGGAUUGAUUAGAAAAAAAAAUAAGAAAAAAAAAGAAAGUUAUUGAGGAUAGACAUAUAUAUAGAUAGAUAGAUAGACAAAUAAAUAGAUAAAUCUCGUGUUAGAUAGUAACGUCGUUGCUUCGAAAAUCUUUAUCAACUUAAUAUCCUCGAAAAUAUUAUUUCAAGAUGUACCUGAAGCGAUUCUAAUAUAUCGAAGUUAUCGAGCUCAACCAUGUUCAAAAUGGGAACAAAGAAAAGAAGCUUUGUUCUGGCACCAUACUCGAUAUGAAUAAAUUAAGAGAAUCUCUUUCUCUUUCUCUUUCUCUUUCUCUCUCUCUCUCUCUCUCUCUCUCUCUUUCUUUCUUUCUUUAUGUAAGUAAGUUAAAAGCCAGAGAGAAAGAGAGAUAAAGAAAGAAAAUAUAGGUAGGUGGGUGUUUUCAAUGUUCGGAGAAAUUUACCAAAGAAACGCGCUUUAAUUCGGGUUAGAAAUAAUUAUCCUGGCAACAAUGGCGAGUACAUUCAGGGUACUAAGUCUUUCGUGAAAACGAUUUAUGCUAUAUACGCAGGUAGAUACACAUAUGUACGUACACACAUGCAUAGAUACCUAUAUACAUAUAUAUAUAUAUAUAUGUAUAUAAAUACACUACAUAUAUAUUAUAUACAUACAUACAUUACUUACGUAGGCAGCGGAAAAGCUGUGAGAGCUUAACAUUUACCAGCUCGAAAGCAAGUGGAUAAACUUGAAAGUAGUAAUAUUAUAGUGGUAGUAGUAAUAGUAGUAUUAGUAGUAGUAGUAAUAGUAGUAAUAGUAAUAGUAGAAAAAGUAAUCGAGCGUGAGAGAACGCCGUAAAGAUGUCGCGUGAGAACGAUCCUCCGAUUCCGAUGAUGAUAAAGCUACUGUGAUACUUAUUUACUCUUAGAAUCGAGUAAAUAAGACGUAGAUACAAGUAAAUUUAUGUAUCUAUAAACAGCGAUACCAAUGUAGAAACUUGAUAUUUAUUUCCUCUUUAACUAAAGAUAAUUAUUUUCAAAUUCGUUAGAAGUUAAGAUCAUGAGAGAAUAUAUUAAAGCGUAUUAUGAUUUGUACAUAAAACGUACGAAAUAGAGAUUGAUGAGAUUAAAGGGAUUGACAGAACAGAGGAAGAGAGAGAGAGAGAGAGAGAGAGAGAGAGAGAGAGAGAGAGAGAGAGAGAAACAGAUAGAUAGACAAAGAGAGAAAGAAAAAGAAAAAGAGAAAGAGAGAGAGAGAGAGAAAAUUAGUGUGCCAUCGAAGGAAAUAACCUGCAAUUUUCGUCCUAUUUCCGUACGAUGCGGGGCCUCCAUUCUCGAAAUAUGGAAAUCCCAAGGACGUGCUCUUUAUUAUUCCGUCUCUCUUAGGUUGAUCGAUAUGAUAGAACCUUAGAAAUUAUCGUUAAGUAAAAAAUGAGCCUAGAUUGUAAAGAGAGAUAGACACAUAUGUGCACGGAACAUACAUACAUACGCACGUUCGCACGCACCCACGUACGCAGAUAAACACGCACACUUGACAGAUGUAUAAAAAGAGACAGGAAGAGCGUCGAAAAAUUUCUAAAGUAUAAAUUUGGAAUCACGGUUAUGAGGAUAAUACAAAUGGAAAGGGACGAAAAAGUAUAGCUGGAUUGUUUCCAGGGCACUACUAUACACGUUCAAUGAUUUUCUGCUUUUAUUUUGCGACGAUCCACCAAGAAAUCGACGAAAUUUCCUGACGCUUGAGAUUUCUUCUCUACUUCGACUACUUCCUCUUAUUUUUCUUCGGCCGAGGAAAUGUUUACGCGGUUAAAAAUAACCUCGAAGAAAAAUGAAAAAGAACAUGAAAUCGAAUACGUCCUUGUAAAAUAUUAUCUUAUGUGUAUUUAUAAGUUACAUAUACAUAUA
Molecule: messenger RNA, 3537 nt
Organism: Vespa crabro (European hornet)
Lineage: Eukaryota; Metazoa; Arthropoda; Insecta; Hymenoptera; Vespidae
Product: endothelial lipase-like
Exons: 5
Coding region: 461-1513 (350 amino acids)
Biological process (GO): lipid metabolic process
Molecular function (GO): lipase activity
Source: RefSeq, a predicted model, not a curated record